GCGUCAAGAAAUCAAAACACAGACAAGGACACCUAUCCAUCAACGGCCAAGGACGUCUCUCCCUUGCGCGCAUCAGAGGGCCUGCAGAUAUGCUCAUGCAGAAUACAAGCACAGUCUUGCCCUUCGUGCAUCUGCUCGAAAAAUUAAAAACCACAAAACGCGCCGGUUGGCUCAAUGAAUCCCUUUGCAAUACAGAAUCCAUCGCGGAUCAUAUGUAUCGUAUGGCCAUGCUCACGCUUCUCUGCAAUGACCCAGCACUGGAUAAGACGCGUAUGAUGGCACUAGCGCUUGUGCAUGACCUGGCAGAAGCGAUUGUGGGUGAUAUUACACCGCGUGAUAAUGUCCCUAAACUUGAAAAGCAACGACUCGAACAAGCCGCUAUGGAACACAUCUGUACCGUCACGCUCCCUGUAGGCCAUGCAGGAGCACGCAGGGAUAUCAUGUCGUUAUUCGAGGAGUAUGAAGAACGGGCGAGUCCCGAGGCGCGGUAUGUCAAGGAUCUUGAUACAUUUGAGCUGCUUGUGCAAGUCACAGAGUAUGAAGUGCGUGAGGGCUUUCGGAAAAAUUUGGGUCACUUUCUCGAUGGCAAAGAGACCAUCAGUCAUCCACAAGUCCGUGCUUGGCGUGAUGAAGCCCUUAAGGAACGAGAUGCACAUUGGCAUAAGUUCAAGAUGGGUGAAGCUGCGCAAGAGAGCAAUGAUACGGUGCGUGCGGUCAAGCAGGCCCUUGAGGCAGAAGCCGAUCAGGUCGCAACUUCUUAGGCACGCGCGAUUUCUAAUGAAAGAAGCAUUCAUCAUAGACCAACCAUUCAGCAUUUCUAUCUUGUCGUGUAAAACGAGUCUUCAUUAAA
Protomyces lactucae-debilis is the source of this 850-nucleotide messenger RNA. Its product is annotated as HD domain-containing protein. Lineage: Eukaryota; Fungi; Ascomycota; Taphrinomycetes; Taphrinales; Protomycetaceae. Gene Ontology annotation, cellular component: cytoplasm. The coding region runs from base 90 to 761 and encodes 223 amino acids. The record is from RefSeq and is a predicted model, not a curated record. The transcript has a single exon. Gene Ontology annotation, molecular function: 5'-deoxynucleotidase activity.